Messenger RNA from Zychaea mexicana, 1477 nucleotides. Its product is annotated as DNA-directed RNA polymerase III subunit Rpc5. Gene Ontology annotation, cellular component: nucleus; RNA polymerase III complex. The transcript has 4 exons. Lineage: Eukaryota; Fungi; Mucoromycota; Mucoromycetes; Mucorales; Lichtheimiaceae. The record is from RefSeq and is a predicted model, not a curated record. The coding region runs from base 358 to 1275 and encodes 305 amino acids. Gene Ontology annotation, biological process: DNA-templated transcription.
GUGCUACUACAUACUUUUGGCUCGCUGACGACUGCACGAUAUUACAAGGUCUAUGAGAGGCCGAGAUAACCGAGUCUAGAUAUCUGUGACAAUUCGAUGUAUGAUGACAGGGGUGGGGGUGGGGGAUGGAGAGGGGGAGGAUAGCUGUAAUUGAUCAUCAGUGCAAGUCAACAUCCCUGAAAAGCAUAUGUCAAAGGAAUCGGGAUCAGACACACAGUAAUAAUUUCUAUUCGCAGCUGUGGCUGUCAUCAUAAAAAAAAAUAUCCUGCAGAAAUUAGCGCACAAAGACGACUGAGAAAACAUUCCAGCCAUUUACGAUUCGUGAUCUCACAUACGUAUUAUACCUUCUAUAAAGCAAUGGCAGCACCUUCGCCUUCCACAGUUGCAGCAUCUGUUGCAUUCGACAGCGAUCUGAGCACGGCACCUGGCACUGAUUUUGGUGCGACACAAGCAGACGAAGACAACGACGACGAAGUACUGGCCGAGAUCCCAGUCUAUUUAAGCAACAAUUUGUCGAAAUACCUUUACGUGUACCAGUACCCGUUGCGCAAUGCACCCUUUACCAGUCGCACAGGACCGGUAGCAGCACGCAUUAAACCCAGAGCGCACAUGGUAGAGUUGGAUCUGCCAAUCGACACACGAUCGCCCCAUUAUAGCAGUGAACGUGGAGAAGAUUUUGCCAUGGGCAUGAAUGACAAAAAGAUCAAGACGGCAUACGAUAAACGUAUGGAAGAACACGAAGAAGAGCAGUUAUAUGGACGGUCAGGCAGUAUGAAAAAGGAGGAAGAGUUGCUGGAUCGCAUGACGUUUAGUUCUACGGAAGUGCCUGCGCAGACCAAAUAUGUUGUAGGAGCAUUGCGUGAUGGCGAGCUCCAUUUGACGCCUGUACGCGGCACUAUUCAGAUGCGACCGGCGUUCAAGUAUAUUGAUAAGAUUGAUGAAAAGUUCAAGGCAGCAAAUAAGCGGAUUCAGGAAUCGGAAAAGGAUGAAGAAGAGACGAAGAAAAAGGCAGCAGAGGCCGGAAAAGCCCAGACACUACAGGUCUCGAUGAAGAAUGCAGAGAGGGACGGGCCAGCAAGACGGAACGCUUACUCGCUGGCAGUGCGAAAUGCGGAAGAGGAGGCUUGGCAACCCGUAGUGUACUAUGAUGAAACGACUCAAGAGGCGGAGAUGGUGUACGACGACCUGUUCACCCAAAAGAAGCAAGUGCUCAAGAGCUCAACAAGUCGCGACGAUUAUCUUGAAAGUUUAAGUGGAAUAAAGCGCUCGCAUUAGCAACGUGUGUGUGUGUGUGUGAAAAAGAAGCACCCAAAUCUUGGAUUUGAUCUGCUACUAUGAGAGUCUGUGGCACCAGGGCCAAAAAGGUGCACAAAAACCCAUAUUGUAUGACGAUAAAAAUAACUUUGCUUGAUUCUUCUUCUUGCUUUCCUCCCCUCCCUUCUUCCUCUCUCUCUCUCUCUCUUUCGUUCCUCCGUUG